This is a messenger RNA of Coregonus clupeaformis (lake whitefish), 2314 nucleotides long. It is a transcript of the gene sh2d4a, whose product is annotated as SH2 domain containing 4A. Gene Ontology annotation, cellular component: cytoplasm. The record is from RefSeq and is a predicted model, not a curated record. Bases 479 to 1810 code for a protein of 443 amino acids. The transcript is spliced from 9 exons. NCBI's taxonomy places the organism in Eukaryota, Metazoa, Chordata, Actinopteri, Salmoniformes, Salmonidae.
GUAGCAUUUGCGUAAGGAAGUGUCUUUUUCACGCGAAACUUGUUGGCACGUUUUGUCCUUCAUUGAGGAAAUAAGAAGCCUACGGAAAACGUUACCUGCAAUGGACCAUUUGUCAUUGUCGUUAAAUAUUGCAAAACAGUAGGCUACAGGGAAAUAUAGAUACAUUUGCAGGUGUGACCAUCGCCCCAUGGUGUGACUCAUGCCGAACAUUCCUAUGGGAGUUUUUGUAAACAAGUAAAAAAAAUUUUUAUUUUAAAGGCUUCCACGUCCCACGUAUCGGCUGUGAUUUCUACUUGCAGGAUAUAUAGCCUAGCGUGGGAAUUCAGCGACUGAAUACAGGCAUGGGCCAGCCUUCAUUCCAUGACUAACAACUCCCCGGCUCAAUUGAGAAACUCCCAACAUCCAACCAACAACAGGUGUUCUCUGCCAAUACUAAAGUUCUCUCUGGAUACUGUUGGUGAGACAUUACAGCUCUACGAUGCUCCAGCAGAUUUUGACGGACAUGUUCAUAGCCCCUGAGCUCCUGGCUGAGCUGAACGAGGAGCAGAAGCAGGUGUUGUUCAUUAAGAUGCGUGAGGAACAGAUCCGACGCUGGAAGGAUAGCGAGGCUCGACUGGAGAAGGAGGACGCCACUCUGAAGAAACCCAAGAAAGCCAAUGUGAAGAGUGUACAGUGGCUGACGGGGAUGGAUAGUGACGUGUGGGUGUGGGUGAUGGGGGACCACCCUGCCGACAAGUCCUACGAGCAGAUCUGUGAUGACAUCAUAGCCCAGAGGGCGACCCUCCAGGCCCAGAGAGAGGCAGAGGAGCUCAGGGCGAAAAAGGAAGCGGAGCUGGUCAAGAGGUUCUCCAGUGUGUUGAUGGACUCAGAGCUGCAGUCAUGGAGACAGGAGGUGGAGCGACAGGAGGUGGAGCGACAGGAGGUGGAGCGACAGGAGGUGGAGCGACAGGAGGUGGAGCGACAGGAGGUGGAGCGACAGGAGCAGGCCAGACAGGCUGCAGCUCAGCAGCAGAACCAACAGGAGGUGGAGCUUAAGAAAAGAGAGGCGGAGGAGAGGAGGAGGGCUGAGGAGGAGGUGCGAAGGGUGGAGCAGAAGAGAAAGCAGGAGAUCUACAUGGACCUGCGGGAGGUCAGAGAGGAGAGAGACGACCAACACUGGCAAGAUUCAUUGCGGAAGUCCAAAGCGGCUGACCUGCGGCGACGGUCCAUUGCCAAGCAGACCCGUGAUGACCACCGGCGGCAAUCAGUCAAGGCUCUGGAGCGAGGCCGUGUGGCUGCCGUCACCAAGGCCUUCGGCGGGGACAAACCGGCCCUGCCGCCCAAACCCAAACCCAGGAACCUUACUGUGACCAGCGACACCCUUAACCCGAAGCAAGGGGUGCGACGCACACUGUCCACCUCUGGCAGAGAGCACAUCAUUCGAUGGUUCCAGGAGGAACAGCUGCCUUUCCGAGCGGGUUUCGAGAAGGACCAGAGUCGUGUCGCGUCUUGGUUCCAUGGCAUCAUUUCGCGGCAGGAAGCCGAGGACUUACUGAGCGAGGGAGUACCCGGGCACUUCCUGGUGCGGGUCAGCGAGAGGAUUCUUGGAUACGUCCUGUCUUAUCGAUGCAAAGAGGAGUUUAAACACUUCCUCAUUGACGCUACAGAGGGCUGCUACAUGCUGCUGGGCCACCAGAUCAGAUUCACCUCGCUGGCAGAGCUUGUGGAGUACCAUGAGGGGGAGCCAAUCACCAUGUCAGGAGGGGAGCAGCUGCUCCAGCCAUGUGGCCAGAAGCCUAGUGAUGUGGACUAUGCAGACCUCUUUACCUGAAAUCCAGCAAGGGUCAUGUCCCAAUAGUCUAAAACGGCCUCCUCUCCUAGUCUCCUUCCUUCAUGACCACUGGUCAGAAAGGUCUCAAAAGGUGAAUGAUUGAGACCCGGUCGUUUCACCUGUCAGCAGCUUUUAAACAGUCUAUGGUUAGUUCAAGGCGGUAAAGAGACAAGGAAGGAAGCCACUUUAGAGUAUUAAGACACAACCCUAAGGCAGAGACACGAGACAGAUCUCUGUGGAACAAAGUGUUGCUACGGGAGACUCACUAUGGCUACAUAACCGACAGAGCUUGUUUUCUCAGGAGGGUUUACAGGAUGUUCAGAUGGAAGUGUAAUGUUUAGAACCGAUAUGUUUAUCAUGUAGAAUAUAACAAUAACAGAAUAACUAUUUUUCAAGGAGGAACUUCGGUUAACUUCAUAAUAUGGAAUCGUGUCAUCUCUAGUCAUUCUAUUUCUAUCUGCAAUGUUCAGAAAGCUUCACAUCAGUGUUGACAUUGACACUAUU